AAGCCCAACAACAGUUAUUGUCCCCCGGCCUGGAAUCAUCACCACAUCCAAAAGGGUAAGAAGCCAUCUCCCGAUUUCACCACUUUCGUUUCCGCUCUGGCCCCCAAAAUUCACCCUUCUUCCACAGGUUUCAACUUUGUUACACUAAUGGCUGCUGCAGAACUAUCGGCAGAGAAUUAAAAGCAAGGGAAAUUUUAGAUUUCUUCAAUUGUACACUUGUGGUAUCGUCUCCAUUUUUCGUUACAUUGAAUAAUGGAAGGCCGUAAACGAAACCCAUUAAAGCAACAUUCCAGCACUCAAUUUAAGAAAAGGGGUGGCCCUAAAAGGGGGAGGCAGAAUAAUCACACCCCUGAGGGGGCUUCUGAAAAUGCAAAUGCAUCCGACACUGUGUAUCGUAUUCUUUGUGCAUCAAGAAGGAUUGGUAGUGUAAUUGGAAAAGGUGGAACUAUAAUCAAAGCCUUGAGAGAGGAGAGUCAAGCAAAGAUUACAGUAGAAGACUCUGUUCCUGGUUCAGACGAAAGAGUAGUAAUAAUAUCCAGUCCUUCUCCAAAAACGGGAAAAAACAGAAGCACUGAUGAUGAAAAGAAUACAACAAGUGGGGAAGGCAAUGUGUCCAUGAGGCCCCAUUGUGCUGCUCAAGACGCUCUUAUGAAAAUCCAGGAGAAGAUUAUUGAGGAAGACUUAGCUUGGGCAGCAGAUGAAGAUGGAGAUGAAAUUAAAGUCACUACACGCCUUCUUGUUCCAAACAAUUUAGUUGGUUGCAUUUUAGGUAGAAAAGGAGAUGUUAUUACAAGGUUAAGAACUGAAAUUGGUGCAGACAUUCUUGUUCUUCCCCCUGAAAGUCUGCCUGCCUGUGCAAUGGAUACUGAUGAAUUGGUUCAAGUUUCAGGGGAACCUGGUUUGGUAAAAAGAGCUGUUUAUGAAAUAUCGACAUUGUUGCAUCAAAAUCCACGUAAAGGCACACCUCCCACAACUUAUCCAGCAGCUCGUAGCGUUCAAGCUCUUAGAUACUCUGACUUUCCACCGGGAAGGAUGGUAGAACAGGGAAAUUCAUUUUGGCCUAGACAUGACCACUAUUUAAAUGGCAUUCCACAACCGACACAUAUUGGGGCAUAUGAGAACCAGCCUUCUAGAUAUAGAGUUGAGAGUUUUGAUGGGGUUCCUCCCUCAGGUGGUGGAGAGAUUCCAGCUGAGUUUACAAUGAAAAUUUUAUGUUUGGAUUCUAAGAUUGGAGGGGUUAUUGGUAAGGGAGGAGGUAACGUUAGACACUUGCAGCAAGAAACAGGGGCAAAUAUUCACGUUGAGGACUUGUCAGCUGAUUCUGAUGAAAGAGUAAUUCGCGUUUCCUCGGUUGAGGCUUUGCGGGACCCUAGAUCGCAAACUAUAGAGGCAAUCCUUCAGCUUCAGAGUCUUACUAGUGCAUCCUCUGACAAGGGUAUCAUCACUACAAGGCUUCUUGUUCCAUCUACUAAGGUUGGGUGCAUUAUUGGACAAGGAGGGCUGAUUAUAAAUGAUAUGCGGAGGAGAACUAAGGCAGACAUUCGUGUUAUCUCUAAGGAAGAGAAGCCAUUAUGUGCUUCCAAGGAUGAAGAGCUUGUGCAGAUAUCGGGAACUGUUGGUUUUGCUCAUGAAGCCUUAGCUGAGAUUGCUUCAAGGCUUAGAACAAGAUUUCUUUCAAAUUCGAAAGGGGAACCUGCUCCCUCAAGGCCAGCCCCAGCAUUUGGUCCCGGUGUAGAGUUCCCUGGUCCCAGACCUCCUCCUGCUGCCUUAGAUAGAUUCCACUACUUUGAGGGUGAUGUCCGUGACUAUGGCCAUCCUGCUUAUCUAGGUCCUCCAAAUGUGAGAAGAUUCCCAAAUACCACUAGUCCUACAGAACUGAAGAUCCCAACCAGUACCAUGAGCUCUGCAAUUGGUACAGGACGUGGUAACACUAGCGAGCUUGCGGCCCCAAGGAUGACACACAGUGAACCUUGGCUUGGUGGGCAUGAACAUGGUGCUGAAAUGCACAGACCCAUGGAACAUCAUUGGAGCCCCGCACCGGCCCCACGGGAUAGUUAUCAAGGAUUUGUUUCUUCUUCUGCUCAACCCAGCCAUGCCCCCCAAGCUGUCCCUUACCAGACCUAUAACAAUGUCCAGCAAGGGACCGCCCACGCCCGAUACAGUCCUUCACAAAUGCACUAUCAUCAAAAUGUGAACCCAUAUGAAGCUGCUCCUUACCAAAGCAACCAUCCCCAACAAGUUGUGGCAUACCCCAACAACCUGCCUCAAGGUUCUUCCGGUUUUGACCUCCGAUAGCAAGUUAUGCUUUGACUGUGCUUUUGAUUGCUCUGUUAGAUGGAGAUAUAGGAGGGUAUAUGUUGUGAAUGGGAGGCUGUGUGUGCCUUUACCAACAGCCCUGUCAAACAUGUUCAAUGAUGAUCUAUGUAGUUUUUCUUUUAAUGUGUACUAUUUUCUUCAUAAUUUACUCAGGUUCCAGCUUAUUAUUGUUAUUAUUUGUAUAAGAAGAGAAGAUUUGUUGGGGAAUGGUUUCUUGUUCUCUGCUUGGUAACAUUCUUUUGCUCUUUCUAAGCAUUUUUCAGCAUGGGGUUCCUUUGUCACCCAACCCUAGUGUCAUAAUAUCACAUCCCCUCCAUUUGGAUUCUUAAGGAUUAACAAAUGAACAUUAACAUGUUUG
Molecule: messenger RNA, 2674 nt
Organism: Cuscuta campestris
Lineage: Eukaryota; Viridiplantae; Streptophyta; Magnoliopsida; Solanales; Convolvulaceae
Source: the annotation of a GenBank genome assembly